AUGGCGGCUUGCAGCUCCUGCGUGGAACCUGUUACGGUGCAACCAAUGGCAGUCCAGCCAGUGCCAGUGCCCAAGCCAGUGGCUGUUCCCAAGCCCAUGGUGGUCACAAAGCCAUUGGUUGCCGCCCACCAACCGGCUAAAGCUCACCAGCCGCUUCCAAAAGCUCGUGGUCGUCAACUUCGACUGGUGGCAACUCCUGUGAAAGCAUCAGAGCUAAUUGCAGAAGCAACAGAGGUGCUGCAAGGGCGACCGAACUCCCAAGCUUCGGGCCAUUCAUCGGCACCUACGCCAUUGCCCCGGAAGCCGAACGAAGAUGCAUCGGGCAGUUCCUUCAGGUCUUCAACAGCUCGAUCCCGAUCACAGGGCGCGAAACAGCCAGCUAUGUUCGCCAGAAUAGAAGGCGUGGCGACGCAAAUGCAGCAGGAGCUUGAUGAGGUAAAGGCCUUCUUUGACAAUUGUUGGGAUGCAGAGCACAAGGACAAGCCCUUUGACAUCCCAGAGCCUUCGAACCCACCCGUCCAGCCCCAGCGUGUUGUGCAUCCGCAAGUCCGGCCACCACAGGAGCCCUGCACAAGCAGCGGCUUCAGCAGCCCCACUGGCGAUGCCACACUCAGACACCCAGGCCAAAGCACGCUCAACCCAACCCUCGUGUAUACAACGGUCCGGCAUGCUCCACUGGCGACACCAAACUGGCAGUGGGAACUGCAGAACCGCAAGUGGCGCGCCAACGCAGAGCACAUUGUCAAGUUGGAGUCCGACUGGGCGCAGCGUGUCAAGGAGGUGGAAGAAGCAGCUUCUCGUUCUGAUGAACGAGCUCGCCUUGCUGAGGAAGCCCAUGGCCGCUUGCUUCAAGCAAAAGCCGACCUAGCGGACGAAGCAAAGAUUCGAGAAAGGCAAUUGAUGGCAGAGGUCGCAAAGCUGAAGGAGGAGCAUCAAACAGCUCUGGAGGCUCAAGAUGCCAGUUUGAAAAGGCACCAGGAUGAGAGUUCAGACCUUGAGACAGAGCUCCAAGGUCUCCGCGAAGAGGUCAAGGCCUUGGAGGAUGAGAGAACGCAGAUUCUCUCUGAGAGGGAUGUGCUGCGAGAGGAACUGGGCUCUGCUUCCAAAAGCCUUGAGGCGCAGCUGCAGCAUGGAGUGGAGCUGAAGAACGAAUUGGCCAAGUUGCACUCCGAGCUGGAUGGUCUCAGAGAACGAAGGGACGCUCACCAGGAUUUGGAGCAGAAAUAUCGACAUCGCAUCGAAGAGCUGCAGGCCGGCUUAGCCACAGCGCGGCAGACGAUCGAGGCCCAGCAGGCUGAAUUGAUGCUUGGGAAGAGCUCCAUGACAACACUGCCGGCUUCAGAGCAGUUGAACCAUUCAUGCACAGACUUGGAUGAAUCUGCUGAAGUCCAUCAAGCAAUGCAGAGAGCUAUGGAGCAACUGCAAAAUGAGUUGGCAACAGAGCAAACUGUGGCAGAGGAUCAGCGGCGCCUCUCCUCGCAUUUGAAGCAAAAGUUGCUCACAUUGGAGGAGGAGCUGGGACAGUCUCACAGGCACUGUGAAGAGCAAACAGGCCGCGAAUCCAGCCUCAAGAGACAGCUAAGUCAGAAAGAAGCUGCUUUGGCAAAGGCGAGGCAGAAGAUUCAGACCUUUGAGUCUCUGAACAAGGACCUGGACCAGGCUGUUGCAGACCUCCAAUUGGAUUUGGCAGGAACAAAGAGUCGUGAAGAAAGCCAUCAAAGUCGCAUGUUUGCUUUGAAGCAGGAGCUCAGUGAGAGGGACUCAGCAUUGCGCGAUCUGAGGAGAAAAGCGGAGGCAUUGCAGGAGCGCAAGCAGCGUGCAGAAGCAGAAGCCAAACAUGCACGCGAGGAGCUCCUGCUGUCGCAGCAGGCCUGCGAGGGCUUGCAAGGCCGCAAAGCUGAUUUGGAACAACAGGUGGGUGGCUUGGAAAAAGAAUGUGGCAAAAUCCCAGAGAUGUCAUUGGCAAAGGAUGAGUUGGAAACCUCCCUCAAGAAGCAAAUAUCCCAGCUGGAAGAUGAGCUGGCUAAAGUGAAGCUAGCUCACGACAGUGACCAGCUCGCAAUAGCAGCGUUGCAGCAGCAAGUGGUCGAGUUAGAGCGAGAGUUUGGCAUCAGGCAAGAAGAGCUCGACAGUCAUGUCGCUUCUGGUGCAGCACUGCAAGCACAGACAGCAGCACUUGAGAAGGAGCUUUGCAAGACAAAGGAACAGCUUCAAGAAGCUUCCAGCGAACAGUCUGCUUUGCAGCAGGCCUUGGAACGGCAGUCAGGCAUCGAAAUAGAGUUGCAUUCCAAGGCCAGUAGCCUGAAAGCUGCCCUGGAUGAAGCACAGGAAAGGCACCGCAGUGACACCAGCAAGAAUCUGGCAUUGGAACAUGAGGUGGCUCAAUUGGAAGCCGAAGUUUCCACCCUGCGGAUGUCUGUCAAGAGCCUAGAAGACAAAACUGCUGCGCAAGAUGAAUCCCAUCAGAUGCAACUGGCUGAAGGGUUGCUAUUGCAAAACAAAUUGCAAGAGGCAAGUGCUCAAUUGGCUCAAGCCAUGAUGACUGAAGAGAUGCAGCAAGAGUUGAUCUCCCGGCUGCAGGGAACUUUGAGGUCCUCGGAGGUUGACUUGUCCCAAAAUCGCACCGACCUCGCAGCCCAGGAGGCUUUGAAGUCACGUUUGGAAGAGGAUUUGGUUCAGCUCCAGACUGAUGCAAGUCAGGGCCAGAAGCUGAUCAAGGAGCUUCGGGCACAGCUCAGCAAAUCAGAGGAUGAGCUCAGUGUGGCCAACACCGCCUUUCAAACUUUGCAGAGCAUGGAAACCGAGCUUCGAAAACAACUUGCUCAACGAGACCAUUUGGUCUCGGAAUCUCGCAAUGAGUUCAAGCUGCAAGAGUCAUUGGCGAGCCAGUUGGAGGAGCGGUUGAAAGAGACCAUGUCAGAGCUCUCUACUGUCCGAAGUGAGUUCUCUUCACAAGAGCAUCGAAUGUUGCAAUUCAGCAAUGGAUUGGAAUCCUCACAAGCCAAGCUGUCUGAAGCCGAAUCCCAAAUUCAACAGCACACGGCAAGAGAAAUUGAGUUGGAGCAACAACUGGCGAUGCUGGAUAGCUCAUUAGCUGCAGCACUCUCAGACAACGAGCUCCAAGCAUCAGCAAAGGCAAAGUUGGAAAGGGAUACUGAUGAACUCCAGUCUAAGCUGGCAGCGGCUGUGCAAUCGGGAGACCUGCAACGCCAAGAGCAGCUUGCGCUCGAGGAACAGCUGGGUGGGCUCCAAUCUGAGCUUGAAAACGUGAAAGGACUUUGUGACACUCAGAAGAACUUGAAAUCCCAACUAGAGGAGCGACUGAAAGUGACAGAUGCAGAGCUUUCUGGAGCGCUGAGUAACGCAAAGGCUCAAGAGAAACUUGCCGCUGAGCUGAAGCAGUACUUGCAGAAUGCUGAGAGUGAGUUGGUGGCAGCUAACAUUGAGAUGAAGGAUAAAGAGGGUGUCAUUGUGUCCUUGGAGAACGACAGCAAAGAGGCCAAGGCUCAGGUGGAGCUUCUCUCGACGAAGCUCCUUGAAAGCCAGCAGGUUGUUGACAGCCACAGUGAUCGGGCCGCAGAACUACAGAUUCGUAUAUCAGGUUUGGAGGAGGAGCUGACCUUGGCUCGAAAAGAGGGAGAAUCCUUGCAGGGAGCGGAAGCCGAUUUAAAGGCGACACUGGCGCAGAAGGAGUUUUCCUUGCUCGAGGCUUUAGCGAGCUCAGAGGCACGCAGAGCCAAUGAAGCGGCACUGCGAAGUGCCCUACAGAAUCAAGAGAAGCUUUUGGCAGACGAACGAGUUGCAAAAGAUACAGCCGAGCGGCAACUGGUGCAGAGCGCCACUCAAUUGGCAGAAAUGCAGGCAGAUCUGGCUGAGAUGCAAAUGAGUCGAGAUGAGCAGAACAGUCUGACUCAGACUUUGCAGUCCCAGCUGAGAAGUAGCGAGGUCGCAUUCAACGCCAAGCUGGAGGAAACUGCUCACUCUGAGUCCACCUUGCGAGAGAAAUUGCAGGAACUAUCAAGCCAGCUCAAUUCCAAGCGCAAGCUUCUUCCAGAUCGCUCGAAUGCAGAUGCAGAGCCCGAGAAUGAGUUCCAGCAGAAGGUCUUGGAUAUCCUUGCGUUGGUAGCUGAGCGGUUGGAGCUUGACAUCGAACUCCUUGCUCGAGAACUGGUGCUGCUUCGGGCUUCCGGAGCACUGGACGAAGUGCCGUGGUCAGUGGUCAAGGCUCUUGCCACCUUCAGCGGCAUCAUUUUGCCCAGGGAUGGGAAGGAAGAGCCAUUUCCCAUGCAUUGGGCAGCUGACCAUGGAAGGCGGGAUAUCAUGGAAUUUCUUUUGCGGUACCCAGCAGGGGAAGAUUUGCUCCUACAGCGAGAUAGCCAUGGACGGAUUCCUCUGUUUUAUGCAGAACGGGCUGGCAAUGAUGCUUUGGCCUUGUACUUGCGAGAACAUGGGCCAGACCUCCACCCACAGGAGCCAACACUUCAGCGCCCAUCCAGUGCCAACAUUCCAGCAGCCUACGAAGAUGUCAUCAAGGUAGUUGAGGAGAGAGGCUGGCAUGCAGUAAAUUGGAUUGAAGGAUUUACAUUGUUGCAUUGGGCAGCUGAGAAAGGUCUUGCCGACUUCUGCCGGUACUUUGUUGCACUGAAUGCAGACCCCAAUGCCACCGACAGCCGGGGGCGGACAGCUCUUCAAUGUGCAACCGAUUCCCAUCAAAAUGACGCGGAGCUCGUGCUCAGGGAACUAAUGGGUUUGGAAACGCAGCCUUGCAGCAGAAAUGCGAAGAUCAAUGAUCCGAACAAUCAUGUUUGGCCAGGUUUUCAAAAGAUUGACAGUAAAUAUAAAUGA
Molecule: messenger RNA, 4845 nt
Organism: Durusdinium trenchii
Lineage: Eukaryota; Dinophyceae; Suessiales; Symbiodiniaceae
Source: the annotation of a GenBank genome assembly